ACUGCCCAUGCAUGAAACCGUGUCCUGAACAGGGCUGGGGGAGAGAAGGAAAUUACACAAAACCAGCAGCGACCACAGAAAGGAGGGUAGGAAACCACCCUGGCAAUGCUCUUGGUGCUUUUUCUUGAGUUUGAGUGGGAGAUCUUGGUUGCUUUUUACUAAGUGGGCAUUAGGAAAAAAAAAAAGUCCAAGAAAUGAUGCAAAUAAUGCAGGAAAUACGUAACGAAUGUUUUGUGAUUAGGGGAGAUAGUUACCUGGCACUCAGAGCCUCAGGUCUGCUGCAGGAUGUCAGUGCUGCUGGUGCCGAAAUGGACUCGUUUUGUUGGAUUUUAGUACUGGAAGACUCUCAAAUGACAACUUUGCUUAGGAGCUGAACCUCGUGUCCUGCGCUGUGCUCGCUGGGGGAAGGCCCUGAAGGACAUCUUGGAGUGACGGUACUGCUUCAUGCAGUUCAAUGUUCUGAGGUCAUGAAACUUAAUCCACAGCAAGCUCCAUUAUAUGGUGACUCUGUUAUUACUGUGCAGCUGACUGAGGAAGAUAAAGUUGAAGAUGAUGUAGUUUUCUACUUGGUCUUCACUGGGUCAACUGUCCAACACUGCACAAGCACAAGAAAGAUUAAUCCUGGGAGCCUGGAGACAAUUUCUCCUGGCCAUGACUGCUGUGAGACAGUGAAGGUGGUACUUUGUGCCUCCAAAGAAGGCCAUCCCAUUCUGGUCGUGGCAGAAGAGAGUUUCCAGUUCAUCCAGGAUGAAGCCUACGACGCAGCCCAGUUUCUGGCCACCUGUGCGGGGAACCAGCAGGCACUCAUCUUCACCCGCUUCUUGGACCGGUCAAGGCCACCCGCUGCCGAUGUGGACUUUUUGGAUGAGAAAGUGGCUUUGGCAUUUCGACACCUGAAGCUGCCGGCAGAAUGGAACGUGCUGGGAGCAGACCAGUCCCUGAACGAGAACAUCCCUCGGGAGACAUUGAUGCAUUUCGCGGUGCGCCUGGGUCUGCUGCGGCUGACAUGGUUUCUGCUCCAGCAGCCAGGAGGAAGAGGAGCGCUCAGCAUCCACAACAACGAAGGCGCUACACCCGUGAGCCUGGCCUUGGAGAGAGGCUACCAGAAGUUACAUCAACUUUUGACGGAAGAAGAAGCCAGGGAGCCGGACUCCUGGAGUACCUUGUCUCACACGGUGCACACCGGGGAGUACUGCGUGAAGCACCACCGGCGGCUUGAUGUUUACUUGCUGACGGCUGAAACCAAGGAAGGGACAAAGGCCAGCCUGGAGAGCGACAUACGGCAGCUUCAGCUACACAUGCAGAGCCACCAGCACCGGAGUUUAAGGAAGCAGACGGAGUCUGUACCGGGAGAUUCUGGGAAUAGCUGCGGCAGCGGGGCAGAGCCAGGUGCUCACCCAGCCACUUCGUGUCACAAACUGGAAGAAAUGGCAGGAGAAGGAAGUGAGGAGAGUCCAUCUGAUGUUGUUCACCUCAACAGCGGGCAGCUCUCCGACCAAGCCCACCAGGAGGACAAGUGCCCCAGUGGGAGCCUGGGAGCUGUCAGUGAUGGACCAAACGGCUUGCUGAGUCUGGGGGACGCAGAGAGCCCAGCGUGCUCUUGUGAAAGUAAAAAUACCGUGACGUUGGGUAAAAAGGAAGAGGAGGGGCCAGCCUCUGCUGAAGGCUCUGGGGCCGUGUCAGAUGAGAACGGCUGCACAGCGAGCCCGUAUGCAGGCGUAAACGGGGCCGUAAAUCUCCCGUCCUGUGGAAAUACAGAUGAGGAAGCUGGAAUGACAUCUGCUGGAGUUGUUCUGGAUCAAGCUGGCUUGUGCAGUAAGGAUAGCACCCAUCAGGAAGCGCAGGCUGCCGAGGAGCGUGCAGCUGAGAGUGCUGUUCCUGGGGUUCAAACUGCAGGCGAAGCCCCGGCCUCCCCGGAGGGCACGGAUGUGGCCAUGGGCCAGACCGAGUGCAGGAACUGUACCGGGGCGGCUGACAGGGCGCCGGGCCAGCAGCAGGUAGAGGAUGGGAUGGCUGAGAGCACCGAAAGGAGGACUGCGGGUCCAGAAGAGCGAGUGGCAGCUGAGGAAGAGCCAGCCAGCGCUGCUCAGCCCUUGCUCCAUGGUUUUAAUGGCACUGACUGUACGGGUGGGGAGGAUGCAAACAUGGGAGUGGUACUGGCGUGUGACAGUACGAGCACAGGUAUUGGCACUGGGGAUGUCUCUGUUGAUCUUUGCAAGAGUGGUGAUAACAAAGAGACUGGAGCAGGCUCACGCACUGAUCAGGUAAACGUUGGCCUUUUGGAAAGCCAAGGUGAUGCCCGUGUGGAGGAGAGGCAGGAUGUCUCCGCGAGCACUGCAGCAGCGUUACCAGCAGCGAACGGGGCGAAGGCUCCUGCGUGUGCACCUGAACGUGGUCUUGUUUUGGAAAGCCAGGACAGCACUACGAGUGGGGGGCAAGAAGGACAGGUGGAAGUGGGUAGCACAGAUGGCAAAUCCAGCUCGCCCUCCCUGGAGGACAGCGUGGAAACCGAUGGCCCUGAAAAUGGUGAUGGUGGUGGAGCUAACCAAGGCAGCGCAGAACCUGCGUGUGGCCAGGGAAGCGGUGAGAUUGCUGAGAGUGCAGGCAAAGCAAGGGAGGGUGGUGAAGCCCAGAAAGAAGAGGCAGUAGGAACUGAUACCAGCAGCAGCGGAGAUGGAGGAAGCGCAGACUCUGAAAACGGAGCUCAGGAAGUUGCUAGCUGCUGCCCUUCUGUUGAUCAAACCGCUGUUAACGAUGUCAUGGGCGACAGUUUAAAACUGGAUGCUGCUCAAGUGGGAGAGCAGGAGCCUGGAUCGCUCCCUCUGGAGGAUGCAAGCACAUGCCUGGCAGAGAAGGCGCCUCCACAAGACGGAGAGGAGGCAGCAGAAAGCCCUCCGGGGCAGGAGGGGCUGAGCAGCGAGGUGAGAGCGCUCGCACCCCAUCCCGACGCAGAGCACCCGACGGGAGAUGCUGCAGCGGCACUUCCCGGGCAGGAGGCGGCCCUGCGCGGUAAUGACCCUGGAUUAUCUCCAUGUGCCAAGGGCGCAGACUGUGCAGAGGAUAAUUUUGUAGGCACACCCUCUGUAAUUCAUAAUGAAGAAUCUAAACAAAAGCAGGAAGUGGCAGCAGCAGCGGCGGCAGGCUCGGCAGAGCUGGCCCCGCCGCGCAGCCAGGAGCAUGGCGAGGUAACCGGCGUGCUGGGGGAGCAUGCGGGGGUCUCGGGUCCUCCCGAGCAUGGCCUCCAGCCUCAGGCAGAAGGAGGCAUGGCCGAGCCUGAGCGGGAGGCUUCUGACAGCAGCCGGGAGCAGGUUUUGUCGGAGGAACUGCUUGCCACGGUUGUGAAAUCCUCCGCCUGCAGCCCAGGGGGGCCCGCAGCCGGCGUCAGUGCGGGUGCUGGGCUGAAGGAGCCGGUCCCCGAGGAGUCAGCAGGCGAGGCUGGGGCAGCAGGUGCUGGAGAAGGCGCCAUGCAAGCAGCCGAGCCACCGGGCGAGUCGCUGGUGGCGGGGAGCAACCCUUGUCCGGACACGGGGCCGCACCAAGAGCAUGGUCCCAGCCCGCAGCACAUCUCCCCGCGCAGCAGCACCCCCGAAUUAAAGGAUGCUUUGGAAGUGGAAGCCCCGAGCGUGGCUUUUGAGGCUGAAGAAGCAUUACAGAUAGCGGCGAUGGCCCCCGUCACGGGGUACGAGGAAGAGCAGCCGGAUUUGGAGAGCGUCCUUCCCAGGGCAGCGCUGCAGCCCAUCGCAGAGGAGCCCACGUGCGACAGCGACUCCAGCACGGACACUGUUUGUCCGGGCAGCGAGGGCAAUGCUGCUCCUGCCACAGCCCAGGGGGAGGUCUCGGCACAGCCCGAGGGCAAGCAAAGCCGAGCCGUGUCGGAGUCAGCCCUCUCGCCCUGCUCCUCCGGCUUAAAUGCUGUUGAGUCACCAGAGCACGUGGGAGUAAAGAGUUUGGUUUCGGCAGACGAUGGCUCCUCUGUGGAUAAAGCUCCUAAAAUGGUAAAAAGUUUUGAUGCCGUCGUGUUUGCAGCGGGGACCCCUUCUUCUCCUGACCUACAAGCAGCAGAAAAAGCGGGGCUCGAGCCCCAGCCUGCAGUGGAUGUCGGAGCUGGACUGAAUGGAGAGGCAGAUUUAAGCUCCUCCGCCAAGAAGACGGACGUCAGCCCAGCACCGCGAGCUGCCGAGCCUGGCACAGGGAAGUUGGAAAUGAAAACUGAAGAUGAGGUGGAUUUUAUGAAAGAUCCCAGAGACAGCGCAGCUUGCGAGGAAGCGAUAAACCGUGAAAGCUGGUGCUCGCUGGAGCCAUGUCCCGACUCUUCACUGCUGGAGCGCAAGCGGACAAGGGAGUCUCCAGAAUGUGAGAGCUUCUUGGAGGAUGGGCUGAGCAGCGUCUGUGCCUCGUCACAGGGUGUCCUUAAAAGAGAGUCCGGGAGCGAGUCUGACCUCUUCCCCUUGCCUGGUGAUGGGAUGGAAGACCUUGUCUUUGGAAAGCAGCCUGAGGAGGAGCAGUCCGCUUGUGAUGUUACCAGCUCCAGUUCCUCCGCGGAUGACACCAUGUCCUUGGAAAGGAACUCGUCCCUGGGCAGCGACACGUCCCUUCCCUUCCCGCCUGCAGUGAGCUUCGUGCAGCCCAAGGACAGGCACAGCCUGGAUGGGAGCUGCACGAGCAUGGUAGCCCCAGAGGGAGCCGAGGGCGAGCCCGCUGGCUUGGGAGAGAAGGAUGAGGAACUGGACAGCAUCACAGAUGUGCCCACUCCUUCCUCCGUCCUGAGAAACUCCAUGCGGCCGCUGUCACCUUUCCGUCGCCACAGCUGGGGGCCGGGGAAGAACGCCACCAAUGAAGCAGAAAUCAAUCAGAGGAGUUCAAUGCGAGUUCUGGGGGAUGGUAUAAAGAAGCCUCCCAUUCAUAGGAGAAGUUUGAGCUGGUGUCCCUCUGGUGUACAGUUCACUGCCAUGGUUCCUGACUUUAAUUGUAGAAGUUACAGCCUAGAAGGUCUUGCUGGAGAUGCUGGUGAGAUCAAGAAGCCCUCUGCAAACUUGGAGGCAGCUUCUCUGAGCUCCAAAGACCUCAGACGGAGUCCACUUGCCAGCAACCAGUGUGGGUCCCUGGUCUUGCUCACCGAAGAACUUGAGCAAGGGGAAAUCGGAGACUAUGAUCGCCAGAUUCAUCCAGCCUCACAGCCACAAGGAUUUAAUUUCUGUACUUCAUCUGUUUCGUCACCACUGACCAAAUCUGUGUCUCUAAUGUCAAUUAGUAAACCAGCGCUGGACACCCAGGGCCGGACUCGACCAUCGAGACGAAUCUCCUUCUCCUUCAGCAUCUCUCCACUCAUUCCUAAGUCUAAAACUCUCUUUUCUAUUGGCUCUUCUUCCAGUGAUGAGGAGGAGGAGUUGGAUAGUGCUCCAGCGUUCGGCGGCCCCGCAGGUUCCUUGGUGCAGAGCAUAUCUGAAGAGAGCAGCAGUGUCCCCUCUGGUAAAAGUGCAACAAAAGUCAGUCGUACCUUCAGCUACCUCAAGAAUAAAAUGUCCAGCAGCAAGAAAAGCAAAGAAAAAGAGAAAGAUAAAGAGAAGACUAAAGAGAAAGACAAAGAUUCCAAGGAGAAGGAAAAAGAUAAGAAGAUGUUAAAUGGACAUCUUUUCACUGCAACCACCGUUGUAGCCCAAGCAACCUGUUACCACUGUAUGAAACCUUUCAAUAAGGAUUCGUACUACUGUGCAAACUGCAAUGCAAUUGUUCACAAAGGCUGUAAGGAAAGUUUUGCUUCGUGUGCAAAGGUGAAAAUGAAGCCACAAAAAGGAAUAUUGCAGGCACAUGAUACCUCUUCGUUACCCACAGUAACCUUGAGAAACAAAAGUGGAGAAACCUAUCUCAAAAGAUUUGACCAGAAGCAGGCAGAUGGAUGUAACUGUAGGAUCUCCUUGUCUACAGGUUCGCAACCUAAGGAGCGCCCUCGCUCAGCAAUACUUGCUCCUGACGAAAACACCGUCACCUCAAUAUUCAAUAACAGGAGAUCACAACAGACUACAGCGCUUUCAAAAAGUGUCUCAAUACAGAACAUUGCAGGAGUUGGAAAUGAUGACAGCUUAAUACACACUUGGAAAUUUCUGUCCCAGUCAACAGACUCUUUACAUAAAAUCAGCCGGGUGAAUGAAUCCAUGGAGUCACUAGUUGAUGAAGGGGCAGACAUGAAUGAAGGACAGCUGAUGGGAGACCUGGAACUAGAUUCCAAGCUGCUGGAGGCAGAGUCCUGGAGCCAGGUGGUGGACAGCAAGUUCCUACAGCAGCAAAACAAAGAUGUUGUCAAACGGCAAGAUGUCAUUUAUGAGCUAAUGCAGACAGAAAUGCAUCAUGUUCGCACCCUGAAGAUUAUGAACGAUGUAUACAGUGCAGGGAUGUUAAAAGAACUGCAGUAUGAUCAGCAAAUCGUGGACAAGAUCUUUCCCUGUCUGGAAAACUUGCUGCAUAUCCACAGUCACUUCUUCCAGCGGAUUCUGGAGAGGAAGAAGGAGUCAUUGGCAGACAAAAGUGAAAAGAACUUUGUUAUUAAGAGGAUUGGUGACAUCCUGGUGAAUCAGUUCUCUGGUGAGAAUGCCGAGCGAAUGAAGAAAACAUAUGGGAAAUUCUGCGGGCAUCACAAUGAGGCAGUAAAUAAUUUCAAAGAUCUGUACUCAAAGGACAAGAGGUUUCAGGCAUUUGUCAAGAAAAAAAUGAGCAGCUCCCUGGUGAGACGUCUUGGGAUUUCUGAAUGUAUCUUGCUGGUAACACAGAGGAUCACAAAGUACCCAGUCCUGUUACAAAGGAUACUGCAGUACACCAAAGAAAAUGAAGUGGAACAUGAAGACUUGACUCAGUCAUUAAACCUUGUUAAAGAUGUGAUUGCUGCAGUCAAUAGCAAAGUCAGCAACUAUGAAAAGAAAACACGUCUUGAUGAGAUUUACAACAGGACAGAUAGCAAGUCCAUCAUGAGGAUGAAGAGCGGUCAGAUGUUUGCAAGAGAGGACUUGCGACAUCGGAAGCUCAUCCGAGAUGGGCCUGUGUCACUGAAAAAUGCAGCUGGACGGUUAAAAGAAGUCCAGGCUGUUCUCCUCUCUGACAUGCUCAUAUUCUUGCAGGAGAAGGACCAGAAAUAUGUCUUUGCCUCACUGGACCAGAAAUCCACUGUGAUCUCUCUGAAGAAGUUGAUCGUACGAGAAGUAGCUCACGAAGAGAAGGGUUUGUUCCUGAUCAGUAUGGGUGUAAAAGAUCCUGAAAUGGUAGAAGUGCAUGCCAGCUCCAAAGAAGAACGUAACGGGUGGAUAGAGAUCAUUCAAGACACGAUAAACACCAUGGAUAAGGAUGAAGAUGAAGGAGUCCCUUGUGAGUCUGAGUUUGAAAAGAAAGUGUCAGACACGAGAGUCAGAGCACUGAAAGAACAACUUCAUCAGAAGGAUAAGCAGAUCCUUGUCUUGCUGGAGGAAAAGACCAAGAUCUUCAGGGACAUGGCAGACACCUCUGCUCAAGAGGACAUGCCAGGCUCCAGACUGCUCUUCAGAGCCAACACUGAAGAGGCACCAAAAGGCGAGGCCAUUAUGAAAACUGCAAUAAAUGAAGUUGAACUGCUGCAAGACCUGGUAAACAGGAGUUUGGGCUGUGCCCUCGGGCAGCAGGUCAGCACCACCAUUGACCAAGAAGGAGGAGUUGGCCCCAUCUCUCUUCCUAGAAGGGCAGAAACUUUUGGAGGAUUUGACAGUCAUCAGAUGAACGCCUCCAAGUCAAAGCAGAAGGGAGGUGUGUCCUCCUGCAGAGAGGUGGAAGGUCCCAGGACGUGGCGCAGGAGAGAAGGUGGAGUGAAGGAUGAAGGUGACGAUGCUCAGGACCUUCGGAGAACAGAGUCAGACAGCAUUUUAAAGAAGGGUGGAAAUGCUAAUCUGAUGUUCAUGCUGAAAAGGAAUAACGAGCAGGUUCUCCAAAGCAUUACCAGCCUCCAUAAGCUGCUCAGUGCUUUGCAGGGUGUUGUCCUGCAGCAAGACACCUACAUCGAGGACCAGAAGCUGGCCCUGAGCGAGAGGGCCCUUACCCGAAGCUUCUUCCGCCCGACCUCGCUGCUGGAGCAGGAGAAGCAGCGCAACCUGGAGAAGCAGCGCCAGGAGCUCGCCAACCUGAAGAAGCAGCAGGCGCAGCACCAGGAGGAGAGGCGGAGGAGAGAGAAGGAGUGGGAAGCACGGGAGAACCAGCUGACGGAGCAGGAGGCCCAGCUGGCCCAGCGGGAGGAGCAGGUCCAGAGAGGGCGGCAGGACCUCGAGCGGGAACGGGAGGAGCUGCAGGUGAAGAAAGCCUCCUACCAGCUCGACCUGGAGAGGCUUCGUACGGCUCAGAAGCAGCUGGAGAGGGAGAAGGCACAGUUCAAGAGAGACAUGGAGCGAUUACCUCAAAUGUGGUUGGAGACAGACCACAACCAGGUGUCAAAUACACAUGAGAAACUUGCAAGAGUCUCCUCCCAGUCCAGCAUCGAAGACUUCUCCAAGCAAAAAAGCCCUUCCCUUCCUAAACAAGGGCACUUUGAUGCAGAACUGUCUGUCUCCCCCAAAAGGAACAGUCUUUCAAGGACACACAAAGAGAAAAGCACUUUCCAUUUGCUUAGCACAACAAACCAGACUAACAAGGCAGCUGAGGAACAGUCCCAGAUGCCUACCCGGCUCUUCAGUUUAUCCAAACCAAAGGAGAAAAAGGACAAGAAGAAAAAGGGCAGAGGACAUCGCUCCCAACAACCUGAUUCUCACUCAUCAGAAGCACCUCCAGAGGGCGAGGAGAUCUUCUGCUGAGCGUGGAUGGCACCAUUGGUCACUCUCAGCUUUGGUACAGUGGACAUCUCCCUGCCUACUCCACAGCACGCUGCUCGGGCCUGCAUCUGACAAGCAUCCGGAGGUUUUAAAUAAAACACGUUCUGAAAGUUUGUAUGUGGUAGGAAAGGGCCUGCCUCUCUCCUUGGUUUUGCAUGAACUCACGUUGCAGAGGCUGGCCGCAUGGCAAGUGGUACCAUCUCCUCGUGCAAAGCUCGCUUCCGAUGGAUUGGGCUGGAUGGUUUCUGUCUGUUCACACUGCUGAAGGAUGGGAGAACAUAGCCUUAAGGGGUCUGUGCCUUCAAAUUCCCCUUUUCUGGGGAAAGUAACCAAAACCAAGCAUUUAGCAAAAGAUUGGGACUUCACACAUGGUGCGUACACACUGGCAUAUAUAGAGAUACUGUGCACAGCCAUCUCUGUAUCUAUGUGUCCACUGGGAUGUGCUCACGGUCUGUUCAGCCAGGCUUGGCUGGCCCAUGGGGACAGACGAUGACUUUCAGGGAGCGUGCGGAUAUUAAAUAUCUCGCCCUUUCUGCUCCAGCUGUAACACCAUGGGCUCGCAUGCCCCUCUUGUGCUCAUGGAAUGGACUGUUGGGUUUCAGAGAGGUACCGCACGCCAGGGAGCAGCUACAGUGUGCAAAAUGAAAAUUCAAGAAACAAAUAAAAUUGGAGGUUUUUCCAAAAGCUUUCUGUGGGGCAGAGGAGUUAAAUGUCACACCGUUUCCAGAUCAAGCAGAACAUCUUUGGGUGUAUUUAAAGCAAUGCAGAAAAGAGAGAUUUGGGAGGCUUGUAAGGCAACCCCGGGAAGCCAGAGCAGAUGGUGUUCAAGUGGGAACAACUCUAAGCAACUUUUUUUAAGCAGUCUUUGAGCUAUGGCUCACUGCUUCCCAUCUCCUAAGUAAAGAUUUAUUUGUUUUGCUGGGAUAUAUUUCUCCAGUUGUAUUUGACAUCCCUUCAUUACAAGCCCGAUGGCUUACUGGAGAGAUGGCUGGAAGUCUGCUUUUAGGGACCUUUGUUCUGUUAUUUGUAUUUUUCUUCCCCUGCUCUUUACAUUACCACGAGGCUUAUGUUUCUCUGGAUUUUGUCAGCUUCUCUGGCUUGUUUCUAAGGCAGAACAACAACAAUUUCGGUGCACUUCAGUGCGAUGUCACAGGUCAGGGGGCUGCGUGCUGUGAGCAGAGUGAACUCUGAAGAGGCAGCUCUUAGUUCCUCUGCCCCUACGAUACCACGCACUUAUUAACUAUUUCUGGGGAGAAAAAUAUAUUCUUGUGAACAAAAACAUUGCGUGAUGGGUCCAAAGGCCCAGCGUGCCUUUGCCAGGUCCGUUUCCGUUGCUGUGUGGUCUGUGGUGGACGAGUCCAUGUCUGUGUCGCCGUCAGCAGAAGGGGAAGGUUCAGGGAUGGCUCUCGAUGUGCCGACUGUGAGAUGUUUGUACAGCUGGGGGGUACAGUGAUGUAUCCAGCGGGGGAAGAGAAAUGCAGCAAGCCUUUUUUUUUUUUUCUCCCAAAUUAUUGUUCUUCCAAACCCUCUCAGGGGAAUUGGCCCGGUGGAUUUGUAAAUGGUUAUUAGACUCAAUCCGCUUCAAAAUAAUUCAAGGGUUUGCUCAGAGUUCGAAGCUGUCAAGUGCGUUUCCUUUCCUGCUAGUUUUUCUUUAAAGAAAAAUAAUAAUUCUUUAGUUGCACUAUUGUUUGAUUGCAAUUUGCUCUUUAGCUUCUCACGAGCUAGUAACACGCAGCAAUUUUCAGAGUUCAGUGCUAAUGAGUAUCAGCAGUGUUGAUGGUGAGGUGGAUGCUUAGACUGGUCUGUCUUGGUCAGUGCAGGAAUCCCAAGCCGCCUGCUUGCUUUUGAAGCUCUCUAAACUAUUAAGAUGAAAAAAAAAAGAAAGAAAAAAAAAGGAAGAAAGGAAAAAGGGUUGAGAUUUAUUGAUUUAUUUUUAUUUUGCUUUUUUAAUGUUAUUUGGUGCUUGUUCUUACUUGCAAGCAGGGCUUGCAAAAAUAUUUAUCUUUCUGUUUAUUUGAAAGAGUUCUUUUUUUAAAGAAGUUUACUUGGUUUUAUUUUUUUUUAAUUUUUAUUUUGCUUUUGUUUGGGGAGGGCGGUUUGGUUUUUUUCUUCCCUUUUUUUUGAUUUGUUUGGUUGGUGGGUUGUUUUUUUGUUGUUUUAUUAUUAUUUUUAUUUUCUUACCAAGAGAUUGGUAAACCCAUUAUCUCCCCGGUUCCUAGAAAAACAGGGUUUGGGCAGUGCUGCUUAGCAGCCUAUGCCAUGUCCAGAGUUACACAAUCUCUACUGAGAGCUUUCUUUAAGGCAGAACAUCUUCGGGCCAGAAAAGUCUGGAGAGAGAAGCGGAGACUUCCGACAAGACUCCUCCUAUCAGUUAGUUUCCUUGUCUAAAUAUUUUCCUUAGGUUUGCUUCUUGGAGACAAAGGGAGAGCCCAACGCAGCCUCCUGCAGUGAUGCGAGGCUCCGGUCGAUGUCCGGGCAGAUCCAGGCAGCUCUUCUUGACCAGGAAGGAGGCAUGUGCUGGUGCUGGGGUGGUUUCUCCUCAACAAGAAGAGCACCCGUGGAACCAGCUAACUUCUGUCCCGCUCUUCGUACGUCUGAGCAAAAGCAUGUGCCAAGCUGAAAUCUUUGGAAACCAAAGCAGUGCAUGGCUCAUCCUCUGUUGUAUAAACAGAGACCAGGUCCCUGGUAUUUCUGAACGUUCCCCGGAGUCUGUUAUAGCCUUUGCCACUAUGAGCUUUUCUUUCUUCUCGCUGUCCUUUCCCCAGCACAUCCUGGAGUCACAGUGCAGGGGAACGUCCCUUGGCUCAGAGAACAGCAUGAAAAGGGACACGCAGGGCCAAGACGCUGCCCGCUCUGACCAUCUCUUCUCACCUGUGCAAACCAAAACGAGCAUCCAGUGCCCUGAGUGAAAAUAGUAUUUGCUACGUGAUCUCCUAAGGUCCCCAUGGUUCCUUGUCUUAGAAACCAGAGGCUUGAAUCAGGACAUACUGAUGGGAAAUACUGCAUAUCAAAGCUGUUUGUGUCUUAAAUUCUGGUGGGCCGACCUUUGUCCCUCGAGGAUGUACAUCGCUGUAUGAUUCACUGGUUUUGGAAUGAAGCCUUUACUCCCACACUGCUUCCUCCUUCUUUUACCUUUAGGAAGGCGAGGGCUUGUUUUUAUCUCCUUAGCCUUUUCUUUCUUCCCUCUCAGGUUUUCUUUGGAGAGGCUUGGCAUUGGUUUCCCAAGUCAGAUUCCCACUCUGAUCCCUGCAGGUUGCCUAAGGUUGUCUGCUAGGCCACGGUCCCAGUUUUGCAACACCAAAGCCUUUCCUUUUCCUGGCCUUACAACUGCGUUUGCUUCGGUUCCACACUUGGCAUCCAUCCUACAGUCGUUGAAAGCAUGAAAUUUCUUCACGCUGUGUCUCGUUCCCAGGGCUGGUCCCUUGAUCCCACUCAGAGAACCCAAACCCUGUAAUUCCUCAUGGGUUUCCCGGGACAAGAGCAGGUUCCAGAACAUCUCAGAUGAAGUACAAACGUGGUCAGUAUGAGCUGGGGGUGCCAGGGGACCCCGGAGGUUAGGGAGAAGCUGCAGCAAAGGGUGUGAGCCUCAGUGGAGUUGCGUGGGGUUGGCCUUAGCUUCCUUUAGGCAACGUGAUCAUCUCAGCGUGUAACUUUGUCAGUGUGAUGCCUUAAAGCACUUUAUAUGGAACUGGUCAAGUCACUUUUCGUGGUUACGUGGAGACAAUCAGCUGUGUAAUUGCCCCCCCUCCGCAUCCCCAGAGAAGUCUGAGCUGCAGGUAGGCAAGUUCCUGGGCUGCCUUGGCGUUACCCCGGGAGGGGAGGAAGGGUCGAGCGUUUUGUAUAGUUUUAGACCAAAGUGGGCGUGAAUACGACUCCAGUCCCGCUGCAGGCAGGAUGAGCCCUUUCGCCAUGGGGAGAACCCAGCAGUGAACUACUCACGAAGCCCCCCCAGACCCCCCACCAGGGCACUUAGGAGAGCACGCGGGGGCACGACCAGAGCAAUUGGCUUCUGGUGGCCCAGGUGUACCCCCCUGGGAGAGCCCACACCACCGCCACCACCUUCCUUCUCUUCGCUCCUGGAGUUUGCCACUGCUGAGAAGCACAGCGAUACCAGUAGCGGGUUCGUUCCACCUUUCAAAGGCGAGAGCACCCGUAGAGCCCAAUCAUCCUUGCGCCUUCCUUGCUGCAUUAGGGUAUCUCAGAGCUGUUGCUGAAACACCCAAAUCCAGUCCUUCCAAAGGUCACCGAGGCAGAAGAGGUUCAUCAGGUGCCAAAUGCCAAGGAAGCAAUCGAUGCAGGCUGUCUGUAGCACGGACCAAGGGAGGACUGGGCAGGGGGCACAAGAGGGAGUAUCUGCUUAAAUCCCACAAAACAUUCCUUGUUAACCAGAACUCUGGAAAUUAUUCUGCCUGCUGGCCAGGUUUGGGAAUUUAACAUAAUUUAAGGCACCCUUUAAAAUAAUAUUAAAAAAGAAAACUUCCCCUACUGCUCCUGACUCUUGCUUCAUUUGUCAGAAGGGGCAGCAGUCAGCCACGAUCCAUUCUUGAUCUGUUGACGCAGCUAAGUUUUAAAGGUAGGCAAGCUGAACUGGCCAAAUCUCAUACACCUCUUGCUCUUGAGUCAUGGGAAGCGUAACGCUGGCUCCCUUCCCACCUGCAUUUUGAGGGCUCAGUGCCCGUUUCUUUCCACGUGCAUUUCACUGACACUGAUGCUUUGCCCAAAUAUAUUCUGCUUCCAUCGCUUGGGGGGUGGGGGGACAGGAUGACAUCCACCGCUUUGCAUACAGCUCUGAGCUUUGUAUGUAUUUAAGCUGUCUGUAGGUAUCGAUCAUUUCCAUGCUCUAAAGUAUUUUACUAUUUUCUUUAUUGAUAGUAAACACUGACUCAGAAAACUCUUUAUGUCCAGUUCAGUUCGCCUAUGGUUAAAGUUUAGCCUGGUGUUUAUUUUGUACUAAUACGGAAUGCACUUGAGUAAUUCCCAGUGAGGAGGUGUAUUACAGUAACCUGAUAUACCUCUGCCUUUGGUUUGUUUCUUAAAUAAAUAAAUAAAUAAAUAAAUAAUGCUUUGCAUUUUCAUGUUGAACCCGUAAAAAAAAGUUGGAAAAAAAAAAGUUGAAAAAAAAAAAAGAUUUUUUUAAAAAGAGGGUAAAACCUAAUUGCUGUAUGUUAAUUUGUAAUUAUGUAAAAAGUGAGCAGGUUAUUGACUGUAAAAUUCUUCAGUUUUCCUGUAACUUGCCAGAAACCAUUAGGGUUUGUAACAAGCUUUUAUUUAUCUUCCUUUUUAGUUAUCAGCAUCAACCUCUUGUAAAGUCAUUUUUCCUCUAAAUAAAUUUGAUUUUAAGUCCGA
This is a messenger RNA of Oxyura jamaicensis (ruddy duck), 14162 nucleotides long. It is a transcript of the gene AKAP13, whose product is annotated as A-kinase anchoring protein 13. Gene Ontology annotation, biological process: adrenergic receptor signaling pathway; positive regulation of canonical NF-kappaB signal transduction; regulation of Rho protein signal transduction. The transcript has 43 exons. Lineage: Eukaryota; Metazoa; Chordata; Aves; Anseriformes; Anatidae. Bases 468 to 8798 code for a protein of 2776 amino acids. The record is from RefSeq and is a predicted model, not a curated record. Gene Ontology annotation, molecular function: guanyl-nucleotide exchange factor activity; MAP kinase scaffold activity. Gene Ontology annotation, cellular component: membrane; actin cytoskeleton.